This is a messenger RNA of Suillus subalutaceus, 1698 nucleotides long. RefSeq lists its product as uncharacterized. The transcript is spliced from 6 exons. The record is from RefSeq and is a predicted model, not a curated record. Bases 232 to 1587 code for a protein of 451 amino acids. Lineage: Eukaryota; Fungi; Basidiomycota; Agaricomycetes; Boletales; Suillaceae.
CGAACUUCGAUAUCGAACCAUCGCACUCGAGCUCUCGAACUCUCAUAAUAUAUAACGACGUCCUGUUUACUCGUAUCCAAUCCUUAAGUGUUAUCUGUCCACUGUCAUCUUGGACAGAUUUCCAGUAUUAGAAAGGGCUGCAGUUAUUAACGUCCUCAGUCACUCAGGCUCAGGGGUUAUCCUUUUUCCGAACGCAUAUAAGCAUCUUCUCAAACUCUUCUUUCCUCUAACAUGCUUUUCAACGAGGCAGCGUGUUUCAGUAUGCGAGUGCCGAAGGAAACCAUUCAGAUAUGGUUGACUCAUGGAGGCAGAAUCUAUCCUGGAGGAACCACCACUGUCGCGUCUUACUUUUUUGCCGUCAGUCGCGAAGACGAGUGGACAAGCAUACUUUGCAGAAGAUCGGUAGUGGUGAUACAUGUGGGCUGGAUUUUGCACUGCGUCGCGCAUUCGUUUCGUGUUCCCAUUGUGGGCUACAUACUUGAUGAUGGCUUUGAUGCUGGGCUGCCUUUCAGUCGUAUGGGAAUCCAAGAUCACAUACUCGCCUCCGUAGUAUCCCCUCGAUAUCCACAACGGGUAUCUCGCCCUUUUGUGCCGCGGAGUCAGCCACAAACACCUCUCUGCAUCCUGCCGAACGUCCUCCAGAAGCGAAAGCGCCAGAGAGACAGCCCCGCCUACCCCAACGCACUGCAUAGUGAAUCAGGAGACAGUCUCCCGCGACGUCCACGUAAACGCCAUAUGCUCUCGGAGCUAUCAUCAUCAUCAUCAGCAGAAAGUUUAUCCGACAUUGCGAUUACAGAAGUACACAUCUCCGCAGUCACUAAACGUAACCACGACGCUAGAUCAACUCAUGUUGUUACACCCGAUAUAUGCGUUGCAAAUACUCCUCCCGAUAAUCACGCGUCAUCCGCUCCCCGUCACCUUACCCCAUCCUUCAAAGCUAUGUCAAAAUACAAAUCUCAGGUGUCAUCAUUCCACGGGUCUCCGCGAAAUGAUCAGGGGCAUGAGAAGGCUGGUGACCUCAACUUGAAUUACGCCUAUGAACGUACCUCUGAAUUUACUAUCACCGCGAACGGUACCAGUCCUGUUGCGUGUCCGAAGGACUCUCCUCCUGUACCGGCGAUCGACUUCACCCGACUGCAAUUUCCUUCCAGGAACAGUUUGCGCUUUCCUCUUCUACGUUUAGAACCAGUCACUACAGCUGCCAAAGUCGGGAGCAGGGGGGAUGGUGAAAAUUCUGCUAGGCCGCCGGCAGCCUCAAAUCACACUCCCAACCGGUUUGCGCAGGAUGUGCCUUCAGCUACACAGCAACCAGGCAAGUUGGCGGCGCCAGGAGCUUGCAGUAGCAGAAAUCAUGAAGAUACGGAAGCCGCAUUGCCCGUCACACGCCAAGACACACACGACACGGUGACAUAUCACAUGGAUCAACUUAUACGGACGAGAAAACGUGCUACAGGUCGCGAUGACGUUCGAUUUGCAGCGCUAUGGGAGAGCAAUGCGAUGUGGAAGGGUAUGAGAUUUUGGCAUGAAGACCUGAAAAAGCCGACGUGGAAUGCGGAUGCAGAUAUGCAGUAUCAUAGGAGAUUUUAAAUGUGCAUUCAUGUCGACCUCGACCUCGCUUCGUCGAGCCAAGGAGACUUGCAAUUUGUUAUUAGCUGUACCACCUAUGCCGGAAGCUUUAUAAAUUCCGGAGAUGAAGGA